Messenger RNA from Orbicella faveolata, 4227 nucleotides. RefSeq lists its product as uncharacterized. The record is from RefSeq and is a predicted model, not a curated record. Gene Ontology annotation, molecular function: 5'-flap endonuclease activity; four-way junction DNA binding. Lineage: Eukaryota; Metazoa; Cnidaria; Anthozoa; Scleractinia; Merulinidae.
ACAUUAUUCAUUUUCGAUUUGUUUUUGAGUUUCUUGGAUGCGUUUAUGCUUGGGUACAUAUGUAACUUGUUAUUGUCUUUAAUGUGCAAGUUGUUUUUUUUCGAGGUACUGGUGUACGUGAUUGUUAAGGCACAUGAAAUCUGCCUUUCAGUUAAGCUCAAGCAAAAGUUUCCACCAUCAACUUAAGUAAUGUCCAGGUGACUUUAUGAAAAGCUAAGCGAUUAAUGACACAAUAAACUUGUCAUUGAUGUUGAGACGUUAAAUACUUCAUUAACCGUAUGAUGCUACCGUCCUACAGAGUUAAAAAACGUGAAUGAGAGCAAUUAAGUCGAUCAAAGGAAAAUGGGCUCCAACAAUUAAUAUAAAUUUUCUUUGACAAUUUCCGUUCUUUUAUCGUGAACAAAGCAAAUCUCUUAUCCAUUUUGUUUUCGCUGAAAUUGAAAUGAAACAAGAGAAAUCGAUAAAAUUGAUGAAUAUCGAUGGGAAUCGAUGAAAAUCGAUACUCACAACUUUUUUGUUCAUCGAUUUCCGAUAUUAAUCCAUUAAUUAUUAUCGAUUACAUUGAUUGAUAUCGAUUAUAUUAGCCUUAUAUUGAUUAUCGGUUUUUAAUAAUCGACUGGGCACGCCGGGUCUUGUCAUGCUCUGAAUUUGUCACGCAACACACCUAAGUGCAAGGUGGUGACAUGUGAUCAAACGAGAAAGCCUGGACUCUAAUGUAUUUACGGUAAAAUGGCGGGAGGUUGAAUGUGGAGUCUAAUCGUACUCGUCAAAUUAUUUGUGGCAGUUCAGAUGGGAGUAAAUCAUCUAUGGAGUAUCCUGGAGCCAGUUAAGAGAAAGGAGAACCUCUCUGCGCUUAGCAGCAAGACACUUUGUGUUGAUUUAAGUGGAUGGGUUUGCGAGGCGCAAUGCGCAAAAGGUCUGAAACAAAACGUCAGUAAACCUCAUCUUAGAAACCUCUUCUUUCGUUUGCUUCACUUAACGCGACUUGGAGUGAAGCUGGUAUUUGUCGUGGACGGUAAACCACCUGAAUUGAAAUGGAACGCAAUCGCCAAGAGGGUUCAGGCAAGAAAUGGUGGGCAGUUCUGGAGGGGAAAGGCUGGUUCAGGAGCCCGCGUUGGUCGAUCUCACUUCGCGGUCUGGGUGAGAGAGUGUCGUACUCUGUUAAACCUUUUGGGUGUGCCGUGUAUUGAGAGUGCAGGAGAAGCUGAAGCACUCUGUGCCUGGCUUGAUCUCCACCAGAUUGUGGAUGGCUGUAUAACUAAUGAUGGAGAUGCAUUCCUAUAUGGAGCCAGAACUGUCUACAAAGAUCUCUGUAUCAGUGGGAAGGAUGCAUCAGUUGAGUGUUACAGAAUGGAAGAGAUUGAGACCAAGCUAAAUCUCAACAGGCAGAAGCUGGUUGCUCUUGGAAUCCUUCUUGGCUGUGAUUAUCUCCCUCAAGGUGUGCCAGGAGUUGGAAAAGAAAUUUCUAUGAGACUAAUGAAAAAUGUUCAUCAGAGUCACUUAAUUGACAGGUUCUAUGAAUGGACUAAAGGGACAGAACUAGAUGAGAAUGUUUCAAGUGUGGAGAAAUCUGUCAAAUGCAAAGCUUUAAAAGACAAGAAUUUUCCACAUCCUGAGGUCAUUCAGGAAUAUCUGACUCCAAAAGUAGUCCCUCAACGUGUUUCUCUCAAGAUUGCCAAUCCAGAUCUACAGGGACUGCAGGAAUUCUGUCUUAAGCAUCUGGAAUGGCCAGAGGAAUACACCAGAGAUAAGGUUCUGCUACUGAUCACAUAUUGGCAAAUGACAUCAUCACUGCAACAUUGCACCACAACGCUUGUUCAGCCAGAGAGGAUAGUGAAAGCUCGAAUCCAGCAGAAGAUAGAAUGUUAUGAAGUCGAGUGGCAAAAUGUACAACUUGGUGAAACAUGCCCCACAUUUUUUGUGACCAUCGAAACCAGAGAGCUCUUUGCUAAAGUAUACCCUGACCUUGUUGAAGAGUUUAAUAACAGAGAAGCAGCAAAGUUGUCUAAAAAAUCAAAAAAGAAGCAAACUGCCAAGCUCCCAUCAGUGUCUGAUGACUACGAAAAUGAGGUGGAAUUUCUCUCAAAGCAACUGGAAGAUUUAAGUGUGUAUCAGUCAUCUGAACAAAGCCACAUUAGCAUGGCACAAAAUGAAAACCAUUUUGCAGAAGGUGCCGUCUCUGAGUAUUCCAAUGAUGAAUCUCUGCAAGACAUUAUUGAUUCCAUACUUCCAUCAAAUAGUAAUGGUCACUCAUCAUGUGGCAUCCAGAAAUCAAGUCCUUCUGCAAUGAGGAAUGAUAUGAAAAGGAAAUUUUCAGUUGCUGCUAUUGGUAGCCCAAGGACUGAUGAUGGUGAUGAUGAUGAUGAGGAGGAUGGUUGUGUUGGUGAUGAUAGUGAUGAUGAUCACAAUGAUGAUGACAUUCAGUGGGACUUAAAGCCUUUACAGACAGAAGGUCUAGGAUACAUGUAUAGUGUGCAUCAUGACAAUGAGCCUGAGAUUAAUGAGAAGUCUCAAACAUUAGCUACUUCAUCCGUGAAGGGUGUUGAAGCUAUCCCAGAUCUAAAGCGUGUGUUAGAGUGCGUUAAUACUGAUGAUUAUUAUAACUAUGAUAGUCGAAACGUGAACAGUAACAAUGAUAAGCCUAUUGAAUGGCCAGUGACAUCACUUGAAAGAAAGAAAUUAGAAGAAUUAAAACCCAUUCCGUGCACUGGAAUUCAAAGAGUUGUCAUGACUAGAGACAACAACAAGGGUCAUGGAAAGAGUCCUACGAGUACCCAAAGGCAGAAUGAGAAACCGUCAAAGUCAAAGCUAAGUGAUGCUGAUCUUAUCGAGAUCUUUGGGUCCAGUGAUGAAGAAGUUGAUGACAAAUCUUUUGUAAUAAAACAGUCUUCUUGCUCAACGAAGUUGGAGGGUGGAACAAAAACAUGUGACACGAGGCUCGGUGGCACUAUUUCAAGGAACAAAUUGCAUGAUGUUUUUGAUUCUUCAGAGAUGGUUAAAUUCCUUCACACACCACUGCAGCAUGCCAAAUUGGGGUUUCCUUGUGAUACUGACUGCACCAGUGUCCUCGCAGAAAAUGGUAGAGAAGUUAUAACAAAUAGUAAAGGUUGUUUGGCAAGUAUUUUGCAGGAUGUUUCAUGUGCAAAGUCAAAUACAAGCUCAUUCAAAGGAGAUGCCAACCUUGGUGCUAAGAAAAACAAGGAAGAACUUACAAAAGCUACAAGGAAAGUCCUAGAACCAGCAAAUACAAUCUUAGACAACAGUUUCCAGCCCUCCAUGCAAGCAAUUGAUUCUCACGAGGAAGAAAACUGUGACAGUGUUGAUGAAAUUUCUUCCUGUGAAAGUGUUGGUAAAUUCCAAGAAUACGAGUCUUGGAAAGAAAACACUGCCUCUCCAUUUGAUGAUUACAUGCCUGCUCCACUGUCAAAACGGCUUGGGAAGCAAUUCAGUGCAAAGCAAAGGUUGGCCAGUCUCCACUCUAUUUCUUCAGUAACAGAUGACUCCUGAGUUAGGUGUAACUUGAAAUUAACUCAGUUUUAUCACAAGUAAAACUGUAAAACAGUGUUAAAGAGUAAGAUAGAGAUGGCAGCCAAACAAGGAAAUCUUUAAAAGAGUACUGAUGCAUUGUGGACUAUGUGUCUACUAAUUUUUUUUUGUGCACAAACAAAAGAUAAUGAUAAUAAUAAUUAUUAUAAUAAUGAUACUAAUGAUCCCAGACGUCUGUUGAAAUUGCUUUUGUUUUUUUCGGGUCAUUACAUGCACUGUUAGUUUCAUUCAGGGAUUCAGAAAAAGUGAUCAUGUGAUGAUGAAUGUCAUGAUCAUGUGAUGAGUGAAUCUCAUCGUCAGGGAAGGUGCUUCACAGUUUGUUUGCAAGUUUGUUGAGUUUCUCACUUUCAAGCAAGAUACAAUUCAAGAUGUGUUACAGAGAAGAGUUUGACUGAUGCAAAAUUCAUUGCAUGGAUAAGAUUUGCCUCGAACUUGCCACUUUUGAGGAAUUUGCAACAGCUGUGCUGCAAACUGUAGCCAAAAGAUGUUUGUAAUCAUCUGGUCACUUUUGUUUUUAUUCAGCGGCUGAAACCAGCAGUGCUUGACUGGGAUCAAUAGUAUACAUAAUUAUACUGUAGAUCUUUGGUGAAGUGAAGUUAUUCAGAGCCGUCCUCAUAAAGAGUGAAAGACAGGGCAGACUAGGUAACACUCUUUGGGGUCAUAGAGGGGAUUAUGGCUUGU